UCUCAUACAAAACUUGGUCACGAAGUUUUAUGUCUUCUUCUUCCUCUGUAUAAAUGUUCUUGUUGUAUCACGAUCAAGACACACAGAAAUAUAUAACAAAACACAUUUUCUCUUUUGAUAUGGUAUCAGAGCAAAUCCUGAAACCCUAAAUUUUCUUGUUUUCUUUUGAGUUCAAGAUUGAUCAUCGCUUGGUCUGUUUGCUGGUUCGUUUAUCAUACGGUCUUGAUUAAUUCAUUGAUCAUGUCUAUCGAGGCUUCUAUUACAGAACGUGCUGGUGAUUCCACCACAGUGACGCCUUACUCUCUGUUCUCUUCUGACAAUCCCGGAGCUAUGAUUACCUCAGUGAUGUUGACCGGAGAGAACUACAAUGAAUGGUCCUUAGAGAUGUUGAACGCUCUAAGCGCCAAGAAGAAAAAGGGCUUUAUUGAUGGCUCGAUUGCCAAACCCUCUACAGCCGGUGCUGAUUUGGAGUCAUGGAUCUCUGUUAAGUCCAUGGUUGUUGGUUGGUUGUGUACAUCGAUUACUCCUCGUGUUCGUUCGACCGUUUCUUUCAUCGACAAUGCUCAUGAUUUGUGGGAAAACUUGAAGAAGAGGUCUUCGGUGGGGAACAAGGUGCGAGUUCAUCACCUUCGUACUCAGAUUGCUGCUUCUCGACAGGAUGGACAGUCUGUAAUUGAUUAUUACGGACGACUCGCUAAGAUGUGGGAUGCGCUGUAUAUCUACAAGCCCAUUCCGCCGUGCUCGUGUGGUGCUGCAGAGACAAUGUCAAAAGAUCGAGAGGAAGAAAAAGUACACCAAUUCAUCAUGGGAUUGGAUGAAUCUCGAUACUCGAAUCUCAUCAACUCUGUCAUUGACACUGAUCCUUGUCCUUCUUUGGAGCAAGUCUAUGCUCGUGCUAUUCGCGAAGAACAACGUCUCUCUCAAACUCAUGAUCAUCAUCAACAAGAUGCAGUUGGUUUUAUUACUCAGCGUGACUCUCCACAACUCACGAUGAAUGAACCACGAGAGUUUGCUGGUAAUUCUUCUACCCAAGUUCUUCGCCAAAGAGAUCGCCUUCUCUGCUCUCAUUGCGGCCGCUCAGGUCAUGACAAAAAAUUUUGCUGGCAAAUAACGGGAUAUCCUGAUUGGUGGAAAGAGAGAAAUGCUCGUUCAGGUGGUAGAGGAGCUGGCCGUGGUGGUCGUGGUGGCGUUGUAGAUGAUCGUGGUCGUGCUAUGGUUAAUAUAGCUAAUGCGACCUCCCCCAACGCCUCUGUUUUCCCUGAGUUGACACCGGAGCAAUGGAAAGCAAUAGGUAUGAUCGCUCAAGAGAAGACAGGUUGUGGUAAUUCCAACAAACUUUUUCCGGACCGUUUCACGAGGACCCUGAUUGGAGCCGGUGAAGAACGGGAUGGAGUGUAUUAUCUUACGGAUGUGGCAUCAGUACGAGUUAAUAAAGUUGAUGUUGUUUCGGAUCAAGCGUUGUGGCAUCGACGGUUGGGUCAUCCAGCUUUUUCAGUAUUUUCUGCUUUACCUUUUGUUGUAAGCCAGUCUAACCCAAGUCCCUGCGACGUUUGUUUCCGGGCUAAACAAACAAGAGAAGUGUUUCAUGAUAGUUUCAAUAAAUCACAUGCAUGUUUUGCUUUGGUUCAUGUUGAUGUUUGGGGGCCGUAUCGUGUUCCGUCAAGUUGCGGUGCCGUUUAUUUCUUAACAAUUGUGGAUGACUACUCUCGAUCAGUCUGGCUUCAUCUUUUGCUAGAAAAAUCAGAAGUCUGACAAGUUUUUCAAAACUUUUGUGCCUAUGCGGAAAACCAAUUUGGAAAAAGUGUCAAAGUAGUUCGCAGUGACAACGGCACAUAAUUCAUGUGUUUGGGUUCAUUCUUUCGUGAAAAAGGUAUACUUCAUCAAAUUUCCUGUGUUGGAACACUGCAACAGAAUGGUCGGGUCGAGCGCAUACACCGACACAUUCUUAAUGUCGCUCGCUCUCUGCCCUUCCAAGCGAAAAUGCCUAUCCAUUUUUGGGGUGAGGCUAUUCUCACAGCAGCACACCUUAUCAACAUCACACCAACAAAAUUUUUAAAUAAUUGCACCCCACAUGAAGUUUUGUUUGGAACCAAGCCAAGUUAUGACCAUCUCAGAAUCUUUGGAUCUGCUUGUUUUACUCAUUUACGAUCCCGCGACAAAGAUAAGUUUGGAGCACGGAGUCGUAAUUGUGUUUUCGUGGGGUAUUCUUUUGGAAAGAAAGGAUGGCGCGUCUAUGAAAAAUUAAAAAGAUGAGUUCUUGGUUUCACGAGAUGUUGUAUAAGCACAAUGAAAAAUUCAACGACGAAAAAAAAGAGUAUGAACCUUGCUUCGACAUUUUUUACGGCUUGAGCUGAGACCUGGUGUAGGAAAAUUAGGGUUUGCGUCUCUAUAUAGCGUUAUCAACACCGGUGCGCCGCUCUGGCGCAAGUUAUCAAGCUACGACUUUGAAGCGAUAUCCUUCAGCGCACUACCCGUCUUCAAAGAUCUACCAUUGCUGGAGAACGAAAGGUGAGAGAAUUCGUGUGUUUCAGUCAAAGGAGAGAGAGACAAUACCCGUUCGGUCCAAUGUGUGACUGCCACUUAAGGGGUUCUUACCAUCUCUAAAAAGCCCAAAAUAAGCAUUGGUUCUUCAUUAAUUUGGGCUUUUUCAUUUUUGGGUAAAGACCCAUUUAAGAGUCCCUUGAUGGAAGUGGUCUUAUGCUCUAGAUUAGGUUGUAAAAAUUCUUUUAUUUUUAAUAUUUCUUAAGCCUUUUAGGAUCAAAUUUCCUGUUGGGGGGCCACGCAUGCUUCACUAGUAGAUUCCACAUCAUUAACUAGAAGCAUUAUCUAACAACACUUCAAACAUACUAAGAAUUUUAA
Brassica napus (rape) is the source of this 2859-nucleotide messenger RNA. Its product is annotated as retrovirus-related Pol polyprotein from transposon RE1. Gene Ontology annotation, molecular function: nucleic acid binding. The record is from RefSeq and is a predicted model, not a curated record. Lineage: Eukaryota; Viridiplantae; Streptophyta; Magnoliopsida; Brassicales; Brassicaceae. The transcript has 2 exons. The coding region runs from base 241 to 1752 and encodes 503 amino acids.